Messenger RNA from Aspergillus piperis CBS 112811, 454 nucleotides. RefSeq lists its product as uncharacterized. NCBI's taxonomy places the organism in Eukaryota, Fungi, Ascomycota, Eurotiomycetes, Eurotiales, Aspergillaceae. The record is from RefSeq and is a predicted model, not a curated record. The transcript has a single exon. The coding region runs from base 114 to 353 and encodes 79 amino acids.
AUUUAAUGUCAUUUGCCUUGUGAUAGCCACCGGGUAACCGGACUGCCGCCAAGGCCUAGGGCCGAUCUUACGAGCAAUGCUUCCGUGUAGAUAAAACCGGACGAUCCCAGACGAUGAUGGGCCCUUUUGGCUGGGUCUUGGAUAAAAGUCUUGGUAUAUCUUCUAAAGAGAAAGUCAUUUACUACCUCUACUCCAUAAGCUACUCUACAUUACUCUGUCUGUCAUUGCAGGCUUGGCCAGCAGCCCACUUUUGUGUGACCAACUCCCACGAGGGGAAAACCGAAACAGAAGUAAUCAAAUCACACACUUAUCGUGUGAUUAUUACGGGUCACGAUAACGAGUGGGAUUACUGAUUACUACUAUUGAACCAAAUCAAAUCAAUAACCUAGCGGGAAAAAGCACACCGUGACAGUCACCCCUCCAGCCUUGUUUCCCUUACGAAAGGGAACUCCCG